Messenger RNA from Paramecium sonneborni, 1000 nucleotides. NCBI's taxonomy places the organism in Eukaryota, Ciliophora, Oligohymenophorea, Peniculida, Parameciidae. The record is from the annotation of a GenBank genome assembly.
AUGAUAAUUAAAAUUGCAAUACUUUUUUCAACUUUGCUUUUUGCAUAUUUUAAGUUGAGUUCUAAUAAUUAUUUGCUUUAAGAAUAACCAGUAGUCGGAGUAUUUACAUAACCUUCAACAUUCUCUGAAUAUAGUCGUGAUAAUUAUACAUACAUAGCUGCCUCAUAUGUAAAAUUCUUGGAAUCAGGGGGAGCUAGAGUGAUCCCAAUUCCUUAUGAAGCAAAUUAUUCUACCUUAGAUGAGAUUUUUUCUAAUAUUAAUGGGAUUUUGAUACCAGGAGGUUCAACAGGAUUGAUUGGACCUUCAUUAUACACUUAGAAAGUUGCCUAUCUUGUAAAUAAAGCUUUGAAAAUAAACAAAGAAGGAGGAUGGUUUCCAGUUAUAGGAAUAUGUUUAGGGCAUGAAGUAAUGCACUAUAUUCUUUCAAAUUAUUCUGCUGUAUAUUUAUAGAGUUUAUUUAUAGAAUUUCUUGAUAGAUGUGAAAGGAUAAGAUAAAGUUACCAAACCAAUAAAUAUUUAAUAUAGACAGGCUUAUUUUUAUGGUCAAAUGAAUGAAGAAUUAUAUUAAGCAUCUUUAAAAGAAAACUUAGCUUACUAUCAUCACAUUCAUGCUGUAUCACCUAGUUUAUAUGAAAUUGCUCCUAUCUUAAAAUAAUAUUUAAGAAUAACAUCGACUCAAAUUGAUGAUGAUGAAUAAUUAUUCAUCACUUCUACUGAUGGUAUCAAUAUACCAUUCUAUUCAUUUUAAUAUCACCCUGAGAAAAACCCAUUUGAAUGGACCAUACCUGCUAAUCAUUCUUUACAUGCUAUUUAAUUUAGUAGAAUCCAUAGUUAUUAAUUUAUUCAAUCAUGUAGAAUGAAUACUAACAAAUUUAGCCUAGAUCUUAAUUCACUCAUCUUUAAUUAUAAUCCUGUUUAACCUGUUAAUUAAAACUACAAUUAAGUUUAUAUAUUUCAUAGACUUAAUACCAUGGAGGACUAAGAAUUAUAAAACCCAUGA